This is a messenger RNA of Ostrea edulis (European flat oyster), 2147 nucleotides long. RefSeq lists its product as uncharacterized. The record is from RefSeq and is a predicted model, not a curated record. Gene Ontology annotation, cellular component: membrane. NCBI's taxonomy places the organism in Eukaryota, Metazoa, Mollusca, Bivalvia, Ostreida, Ostreidae. The transcript has 10 exons. Bases 101 to 2095 code for a protein of 664 amino acids. Gene Ontology annotation, molecular function: calcium ion binding.
AUAUAUCUGUUGAACGGAAACAAAAGAAUAAUCAGAGACAACCCAUAGCAUUGCCUAAUAGUAUAUUGAAGUUUACUUAGGAUCUACUAAUGGACAUAAAAUGACUGAAAAAUGGAUCCUAAUAGUGCUUUGUCUUGCUACAGUUUUCAGAUUCUCAGAAUCUUGGUGCCGACCAUUCGAGAGAGCAGACAUCUACUUUAUCAUGGAAAAUUCUUAUAGCACUGGCUAUCAAUAUGGAGAUUUCUACGACCAAAGGUCGCUCAUCAGCAGACUCAUCGGCAAACUUUACAUCAACCCAGACAACGGUUUCAGGAUCGGGGCCAUCACCUAUAAUGAAAACGCUGACCUUCAUUUCGACCUAAACGACUACACGACUACAUCCAGUAUACAAAGCCGAAUUAACAGUAUCGGCAGAGUGCGCAACUCAUGGAUAUAUGAAAAUGACACGGAUUACGCAUACAAGGGCAUUGAUAAAGCACAGACACACUUUACGUCGAGUUAUGGCGACCGCUCAGACGCCCCCAAUAUUUACUUUUUCAUGACAGACUAUCUUUUUUCAGUGGAUACUAGUGGCAGUACUUUGUAUAACAGAGCGUUAAAUCUGCGAAACGCUGGUGAGAACUAUUUUUGGGCGAUAGGCGUGCGCAGCACCACAGGACAGGUAGCUAACAUCGUGGGCUCUGACGGGGGCUAUUUUACCGGAAGUACAUGGGCGAGUUUGAACAGCGACACUUUCGCAGAAACCUUUUACCAACAGUUCUGCAGAUGUCCGACCGUAGAUCCGGCACCCUCAUAUUACUUUUGCUACCGACCCAAUUUCUUAUACUACGAAGACCCGGCUCAGGCAACAUCCUCAACGGAAGUGUGCGAAACGGAGACAGGUGUGAUGUACUUUAUGGAUGACGAUCUGUUCCAGAUUAAUUGCUGUGGCAUCAUAUCCGCCUGGGAGUUCUACCCGUGUGCUCUAGGCACCGUGGAAUUCAUGGUCUGGACGAAGAAGUCGGGAACAACAUACGAAUUGAAAGGCAUCAAUCGGGUGGAAAUCAUAGCGGAUGAUCUGACCGGGACAGUGGCGUCUGUGAACUACACGGUGCCUGAGGAGGAGAGAAUCACCAUAGUAGAAAAUGACAGGAUUGGCUGGCGAGUGGCUACACAGAAUAUCAUAUCGUAUCAAGCAUGCAACAUUCUGACGGACCGCUUCUGUCCACAAAAUGUCUACGCUACCAUUCAAUCAGACGAUAUCUAUGAAUACAUGCAGUUUGAUUGGUCGGUUAGAUACGAUAACGCAACCAAUACAAACGUCACAAAAAUUACUAACAGGGGCUAUACGUUGAAAGUGUAUGCGAAUAAUAAUACGGCUGUGGAGUUUGUGGAGUCGUUCUACCUCGCUUCCGCUGCGGAUCAUUGGCCAAUCGGAACGAGCUUUGUAUCGUAUGAAUUGACUGGUGUGGAUUACAAAGAAAACGUCACAUUUUCUUGGCAACAACAAAACAACUAUAUUGCCCUCAAUGAGUCUUUCAGUUUUGUACAAGUUGCGAAGCAGCUGGAGCCCUCGGAAUCUACCCAGGGAUUGGCGGGAUAUCAAGCCAUCCUUAGAGUAGUGGACACGUGUCGCUGGACCUCCACGGCCACUUUCAGCGUCGAAACAUUCAAUGGGCCCCCAGUUAUCACGAAUUUUCCAAAGGAAAUGUCGCUGAUGGAGGACACUGGGGCCGAGUUAUUUGUGUACACUGUAGCCGUGUAUGACCCCACCGUGCCCCCUGAUCCCGUAUGUUGUACUUUAGAAAGCGUCCGCCCCCAAACCCAAAAUUAUGAGAUUCAACUCAUCAACGGCACGAAUUUUCUUCUGUUCACUACGGAGAAGCCGGUGUUCGAUUAUAAUUCUUGGAAUUCCUAUAUGUUGACUGUGUGCUGUGAGGACGGAUAUGGGACCGUGAAGGGAAUUCUAAAAAUAGACAUCAUUCAGAUCAAAGAGAAGAGCGUUUACGUACCUCCAUCAUGGUUUUACACUUCCGUCUUCGCCAGCCUCAUUCCAAUCGGCAUUAUGUUCCUCCUGGCCUGUUUUCUGUUGCUGGACACGAUGUUUUGCAUGUAACUGUUAAAUUACAAUGUUAAUCAAGUAAUAAACUAUGCACGCAUGUACCUCC